AUGAAAGUUUCACGAACGUAUCUCCGUUAUUUCAUCUUUGUUCUUCUGAUCAGCUGUGAUAUAAUACUAGCCCGUCGACGACGAAAGCUUUGUGAUGCAUCAGUGAAUGAAAUUUUUGGUUCGUGUGCAAAUCCCUGUCGACAAGAGAAUUGCGAGAAUCGUAUUUACAAUACCACUUUGCCGCUAUGUCUCGAUCCGUGUACAGAGGGAUGUAUUUGUAAAUAUGGGCAUGUUCGUCGAAAAAACGUGACUGAUCCUUGUGUAAAAAAAUGUUAA
This is a messenger RNA of Adineta ricciae, 276 nucleotides long. NCBI's taxonomy places the organism in Eukaryota, Metazoa, Rotifera, Eurotatoria, Adinetida, Adinetidae. The record is from the annotation of a GenBank genome assembly.